ACGAGUCAAACUCCAUUGUUGUAAAAGUCUUGUUGGAAUUUAUCUGAUAUUCUGCAAAAACAAAGGGAAGACUGAAUUUGACAAGGAUGAAGUAUCAGUGCCCUGUUUCCCAGACCAUGGGAAUAAAGACUUACGCCAAGGACUGUGGAGUCCCAGUCAUCUGCAAGAGAUCUGUUUCUCUGAAGGAAUACCGCAGUGUCCACUUCUCCAAUGAUAUCGUUUUUCAGGACUAUGUGCGCCACGGCGAGCUGGAAAGGAUUGGACUUUUCAUCAGAGCCAGGAGAGUCUCCCUGGACACCAUCUACCACUCUGGUAUGGCUGCAAUUCACGAGUCUGUCCUGUCUGGGAACCUGGAGUGUGUCAAACUGCUGGUCCAACACGGAGCAGAUAUCCUCCAGCGAGACGAAGACGGAUGGACCCCUCUGCACAUGGCCUGCAGCGACAGUUUCCCACACAUUGCACGCUACCUUCUGUCUCUGGGUGCUGACCCAGAGCUGGAGAACGACUGUGGGGAGAAGCCGGCUGACCUCAUUGACUCGGACAACAAGGAGCUGCUGGAGCUCUUCGGGCUGGCGGUGAACGACUGAACACCCUGGGCUUUUAAAGCUACCAACUCAAACGCCCAGUUGUCUGACUGCGCUGUCGCCAUAGACAGAAAAGGACACGUCAGCCCAGCAUUCUGAGUUUGUGAGCUGCCUCAGCUCAGGAGGUCAAGGACUGUGGAUGUCUGUUGGAUGGAGGGCUGACAGAGACAGUAGUCUGGACUGAACUUUUGCCAGUAGCGGCUCCUCUAUGAUCCCUAGAUCUGAGAUUUACUGUGUCCUAUGAGAGCUUAAGAUCCUUUUAUACUGUGGCGAAUGGAAUGAGUCAUUCGAUGUUAUUUGGCAUGUCACUGGAAUUAAGAGGGUUUGAGAAUGUUGUGAAACCUGAAGCUGUUGUUGCUGCUCAGCUCAUUUGCACCUCUCUGACAGUGUACACCUCCUCUGUCUGCCAAUAUUAUAAAAACCAAACAGGCUUGUGUUGUCUGACUUGGUAACAGUUGUUUACAGUUGAUCAGAAGGACGUUUUUCUAUUGUUGCCUCUACAUAUGUUUCAGUUAAUUAACUAUAUUUACUUUUA
Molecule: messenger RNA, 1119 nt
Organism: Limanda limanda (common dab)
Lineage: Eukaryota; Metazoa; Chordata; Actinopteri; Pleuronectiformes; Pleuronectidae
Gene: ppp1r27b
Product: protein phosphatase 1, regulatory subunit 27b
Exons: 3
Coding region: 87-587 (166 amino acids)
Molecular function (GO): phosphatase binding
Source: RefSeq, a predicted model, not a curated record